AUGUCCGAUAAGGGUUACAGGCGAGAGCCCGUCACGACGAAGCUUCCUGGAAAAAUCGUUGCAACAUCCCGUACGACCCAACAAACAGGACUGUCACGUGCGUCGAAGGGCCUCAUUUCGGCCAUUAUGACCGCCUACAAUACUCACUGCGCUCUAGUAGUCAGCCCGGACGACGUGUGGUUGACGAUCCUCUCCCAGUUCUGCGCAUACGUCAACAAGAACGCCGAGGGCUUGCGCGACAGGGUGGUUGAGCAUGAGGGCAAGAAGAAGCUGACAGUGUAUGGAUACGGGUCGUUGGAAACGGCCGACUAUGAAACACUGAUCAAGGAUCUCUUAGGACAAAUCAGGCAAAACAUCAAGUCUCCCGAGCUGGCGGACUGGUUCCGCCCUGGGUUCUCUACUACUACAGAGACAGACGAGGUGUGCGCGGCGGCAACAGCUAUGGCGAGCCUUCAGGAGUACUUCGAGUAUACCAUGUGCCUGGCGUGCGGCAUUCCGUCGGUGACCAUGGUGGGCACAGUCGAGGACUGGAAGCUGCUGCGGGAGAAGAUCGAGCGAAUGCUUGAGUUCGAGGUGCAGGGCAACCCGGAGGGCAAGGUCAUGGAGCUGUGGGUGGGGUACCUGAGGAAGGUGUGCGACGGGUUCGUGGAGUCGGCGGAGCACCCGGACAGCGCGGCGACGGUUGAUUUCUGGGACAAGGUUCUCUCACACAAGAAUCGGGGCUCGGGUAUGAACUACACGACAGGCUGGGUGUCCGCGUUUUCGUGCUUCGACAAAGACGGGAAGUUCAUCGGGAAGAACAUGAGCAUGGGCGGGGAGUUCCCUCUCAUUGAGGAUAGUGCACUUUGCCACAAUGUUGUCUCGUGUCCUGUGACCAUCGACGACAACGGGCGAGAGUAUGACGCUACCUUGUUUACAGGCCAGGUGGCCUUUAAGGCAGAGCAAGGCGCCGAGGGGGGGCAUCCGACCGUCCGCCCGCGCAACGACUGGUGUCUGGCCGUGGCGGUGAAAUAGAGAGGUUGGCUCGAUGAUGAUUCGGGCGAUGGUUGCCACGCCUUUGUCAUGAGAGCUUUGGUGCAGUACACAGCGCGUCCCGUGAUUCCUUCGGAUAGGUGAGGGUUCGCUAUGUGAAGAAGAGGUACGCGUCUCGACGGCGACCAAAAAUUGGUAGGCGGACGGAUGGUGACCAGGUAGAAUAAGUAUGAUGAGUGACUCCGCAGCGUAAAGUCUUGAAGUAAGUAACCAAGACCGUAGGGUGGGUGAUAGCUGUAGGGUAGACGGUUGCCGUUGGAAUAUUUAGAGGAAAUUCAAGCGCCCAUGAAUGGAGUUUGUUUAGCUGUUGUUGUCCCGAGCUCGUCCUGUUCAGGUCACCUCGUCACGGGUGUAGCUGUCCCUCAAGAGUUUCGGCGACGAGGUAUAUGCCCGGAGACGAAAUACUGGGUAUUUCGCGUUUGUAGGACCGAACCUCUGCUUCAGGAUAAGGAGCAGUCGCUGCAUUUGACGACGCUGGAAAGGAAGCAACGCUGCUGUGAUAAGUGUUGCUCCAUGUGGCAGGAUGACGAUCAAUGGCUCCACGCGAAAACAGUGCAUCAGGUAGUUCUGGUGAUUGUUUUCUUUUUCUUCGGUCCUUUUCUCGUCUUUUCCGUAUGGCCUUCCUCUGCUUUCUUUGUCAAGUACCAAGAUGGAGAAAAGGAGAUGUACCUCUCUCUGCCGCUUGACGUUGGCUUCCAGUUUCAUUCCUACCCCACAUAGCGUGAAGAGAGCAUCGGAUAGCUCCAGUCUAUCUGCCGCUUAUUCAAUUGGCUUGCGUGCCGUUGAGGUUUAAAACACUGGAGGUUUACCUUUUUGAGGGUGAGUUAGCCUGUGGCCAUGGGAAUCGACCGCGUCAAGUGUUUAACCAAUAUGGACAGAUGAAGGUACACACUGUACUAACUGAGAGGUCUGAUCUUGCUUGUUCGCAGCACUGCUGCUGCUGCUGUUGUUUUUUCGGAGCAAUUGGAUACACAUGCAUCUUGACGUGGACCAUCUCGCGGCCUAUGACUUCCUCAACCCGCCCGAGUCGAGUCACAGCCGCUGCAACGUCAACCAACGCAAGAUACAAACCUGCCAAGGGUGCAACAACGCAAAGAACCUAGGUGUGGCAAUCCUUGGUGGCAAAAUUAUACCCCAGCUGCUCGACGGAUCUCACAUCCCUCGAAGACUCGUUCCCUAUGCAUACCUCCCUCUGCUCGACCACUCCCAGCAACCAGGGCAGACGGCUACACACCAACGGCAAUUUUGCGUCACUCAGAACGACUAGAUUCUGCGACGACACGAAGCUAGUUUUAAAACCUCAUCCGCCGGAAACCAGGCACGCCGAUUGAAAUCGCGGCUACAACAACUUCCGCGUUCUCCCCUCCUCACGAACGGUGCUUUUUCUUAUUGCUUCCCCCCCCGCUUCGACUAGCGCUGCC
Molecule: messenger RNA, 2453 nt
Organism: Ectocarpus sp. CCAP 1310/34
Lineage: Eukaryota; Phaeophyceae; Ectocarpales; Ectocarpaceae
Source: the annotation of a GenBank genome assembly